AUGUGCUCGAGACAAGCUCAGAAAAGGAGUGCUGAGCGACAGCUGCAUGACCACUGGACGCAGAAUGAUACUCUCGCCUACAAUAUUCGAGUCGAGUAUCAAGACGCGACGACUUUCUUCCAGUCGGCUAGCCUUCCACUUCCUUUGGUCGACAACUUAUAUCAUGAACUCCUCACUCUAAGCAACCCAGACGAGGCUAGUAAUGACGAGGUGUACACGCUCCUCCGCACUCUAGACCUCGCGACGACCUCUCCUGCAGGCGAAGAGUCUGCCGUAGACGACUUUGCUGUCAAUCUCUUCCGUAUGCUAGGGUACGCUGGUAGAGGCAGGGUCGCGCUAACCAGGAAGGCUAUUUCUCUGUUCAUCUGUGGCGAGGACAGACAUGUCAAGACAGACGUUUGCAUUCUGAACAAUCUCGACAUCUUGCUUCUCGUUCAGGAGGACAAACGAUAUCUGGACGGCUCUGAUCCAGAGACUCAGCUCAUCGCAGAGGCAAUCGCUGCCUUCCGCGCCAAUAACGACACUCGCGUCCGCGCGCUCGGGCAAGCCCCCUUGGAGAGGAAGGUUCUCCCCGGGAUCACUAUGAAGGGCACUAUGCCUAUUUUCUACAAGAUCCCGGUAACAGCCGCUCUUGUCAAAGCAGUUCAGCUUGGACAGUAUCCAGCGGAGGAAACCGUCGUAUACGCACAUCUCCCCGAAGUGCCGAGACCCGCUCGCCGCUACAGCGAAGGUAUGAGGCCUUUGAACAACAGGCAGCGUAUAUUGUCAUACUACGAAGCGUUCAGGCGGUUCAUUUGAGGUGUCAGUCAAUCGUCUCGCUGUAUUCUGCGUUGUUGGAAUUUUGACUGUACGAAUAUCGCUUCUUUUGGGCAAUCGAGUGUGCGUCUUCAUGUUCAUAGUUACUCGUGCUUCUUCUAUAUAUGCCAACUAGCCU
Molecule: messenger RNA, 934 nt
Organism: Laetiporus sulphureus 93-53
Lineage: Eukaryota; Fungi; Basidiomycota; Agaricomycetes; Polyporales; Laetiporaceae
Exons: 2
Coding region: 1-798 (265 amino acids)
Source: RefSeq, a predicted model, not a curated record